Cryptomeria japonica (Japanese cedar) is the source of this 779-nucleotide messenger RNA. Its product is annotated as protein IQ-DOMAIN 20-like. The transcript is spliced from 2 exons. The coding region runs from base 65 to 436 and encodes 123 amino acids. Lineage: Eukaryota; Viridiplantae; Streptophyta; Pinopsida; Cupressales; Cupressaceae. The record is from RefSeq and is a predicted model, not a curated record. Gene Ontology annotation, molecular function: protein binding.
GUUGCUUUCCUUAUUUAAUCACAAUUCUCAGGAUUUAAACGCUUAUUCUGAUUUUGGUUGAGAUAUGGCGAAGGAGAGCAGUGUGAAAGAUUUCAUAAUAAGCAGUAUCAAAUCCCCUUCUUCCAUCCAUACAACACCAGCUUGGAAUGGGUCACCACAAAUAGCUAAAACAAGUGCACUGCAGAGAAGUAUGAGCGAGGUAGAUUUGGGAUGGUCAAGAGAGGAGCACGCAGCUAUCAAAAUCCAAGCAGCUUAUCGAGGCUAUCUGGCAAAGCAGGCAUUCAGUGUACUGAAAGCGUUGGUGAAAUUACAGGCUGUGUUUCGUGGGUAUUUGGUGAGGCGGCAGGUGCACUUAGCUUUGCAUCGAAUGGAGACCCUCAUGAGUCUACAGGCUCGCCUCCGUUCAAAACAGUUAUUCAUAAACAAUACUCAGUAAUGUUUUAAGCAGCCACUUCGUAUGAAACUUUCUAUAGUAAUAGUAGUCAUCUUAUAAUUCCUUUAUAAGCAGGACUGAUCUGAUCUCUCUGGAUUGAAUUGCCCUCUGUGUGAUGAUCUUUCAACAUUUAAUUAGUAGUAAUCUUGUAAUUCCUUUAUAAGCAAGACUGAUCUGAUCUCUUUGGAUUAAAUUACCCUCUGUGUGAUGAUCCUUCACCAUCUUUUGGUAGUGGUGCUUAUGCUUAAGAUUAACUGUUAUUGCCAUGUGUUUUGUGAGAAAUGAUUUGUUGUUUUUGGCCAUGGUCAUGGAAGUUUUCUGAAAAAUUGAUCACCUAGUUUGACAC